Molecule: messenger RNA, 4698 nt
Organism: Penicillium riverlandense
Lineage: Eukaryota; Fungi; Ascomycota; Eurotiomycetes; Eurotiales; Aspergillaceae
Product: type V myosin
Exons: 7
Coding region: 1-4698 (1565 amino acids)
Biological process (GO): vesicle transport along actin filament; actin filament organization
Cellular component (GO): vesicle; myosin complex; actin cytoskeleton
Molecular function (GO): actin filament binding; microfilament motor activity; ATP binding
Source: RefSeq, a predicted model, not a curated record
AUGGUGCACCUCUACGAGGUCGGGACAAGGGCCUGGCAGCCCGACCCGACGGAGGGUUGGGUAGCCUCCGAGCUCAAGGAGAAGAAUGUCGAUGGAGACAAGGUGUCCCUGGUGUUUGAGCUGGAGAAUGGCGAGUCCAAAACGGUCGAGACCACGCUGGACGAUUUGCAGCUCGACAACAACCCGAACUUGCCCCCGCUGAUGAACCCGGCCAUGUUGGAAGCGAGCGAGGACCUGACCAAUCUGUCCCAUCUGAAUGAACCUGCUGUCUUGCAGGCGAUCAAGCUCCGAUAUUCCCAGAAAGAGAUAUAUACCUACAGUGGCAUCGUCCUGAUCGCGACGAAUCCGUUCGCUCGAGUGGAUUCGCUGUAUGUCCCACAAAUGGUGCAAGUUUAUGCUGGGAAACAGCGCGCCUCGCAGGCGCCUCACCUAUUCGCCAUUGCAGAGGAAGCUUUUGCAGACAUGAUCCGCGACGGCAAGAAUCAAACGAUCGUGGUUUCGGGUGAAUCUGGUGCUGGCAAGACCGUGAGCGCCAAAUACAUCAUGCGUUAUUUUGCGACUCGCGAGUCUUCCGACCAACCCGGGAAAUACACUACCAGCCGGGCAGACGCAAUCAGCGAGACGGAGGAGCAAAUCUUGGCCACCAAUCCCGUCAUGGAAGCUUUUGGUAACGCCAAAACCACCCGAAACGAUAACUCUUCUCGAUUCGGUAAAUACAUCGAGAUCAUGUUCGACGAGCGGACGAACAUCAUUGGCGCUAAGAUUCGGACCUACUUGCUUGAGCGGUCGAGACUCGUGUUCCAACCCUUGAAGGAACGUAAUUACCACAUCUUCUACCAACUGGUGGCUGGUGCUACUGAGGAGGAGAAGCAGGGGCUGGGACUCUUGUCGAUCGAGGAGUUUGAGUACCUCAACCAAGGUGGAGCCCCAAUAAUCGAUGGUGUGGACGACAAAGCCGAAUUCGAUGCAACUCGCAAGUCCUUGUCCACCAUUGGUGUGCCCGGAGAGGCCCAGACUGAAAUCUUCCGUGUCCUCGCCGCUCUGCUACAUCUCGGCAAUGUCAAGAUUUCGGCCACUCGUACGGACUCUUCGCUCUCGCCAGAAGAGCCAUCUCUUGUGCGCGCCUGCGAGAUGCUUGGAAUCAAUGUCAAUGACUUUGCGAAAUGGAUCGUUAAGAAGCAGCUGAUCACUCGUGGUGAGAAAAUUACUUCGAACCUGACCCAGCAACAAGCGGUGGUUGUGCGGGACUCCGUCGCGAAAUUCAUUUACUCGAGUCUGUUCGAUUGGUUAGUAGACAAUAUCAACCGUGGCCUGGCCACUGAUGAGGUGCUCGACAAAGUCCAAACAUUCAUUGGUGUCUUGGAUAUUUACGGUUUCGAGCAUUUCGCCAAGAACUCCUUCGAGCAGUUCUGCAUCAAUUACGCCAACGAAAAAUUGCAGCAAGAGUUCAACCAGCACGUAUUCAAACUGGAACAGGAAGAAUAUGUGCGGGAGGAGAUUGACUGGACGUUCAUCGACUUUUCGGAUAAUCAACCCUGCAUCGAUCUGAUCGAAGCAAAGCUUGGUAUCUUGUCUCUUUUGGAUGAAGAGUCGCGGCUUCCCAUGGGCUCCGAUGAACAGUUUGUUACCAAGCUCCACCACCAUUUCGCCGCCGACAAGCAGCAAUUCUACAAGAAGCCCCGAUUCGGGAAGUCUGCCUUCACUGUUUGUCACUAUGCUGUUGACGUCACAUAUGAGUCGGACGGCUUUAUUGAAAAGAACCGUGACACUGUUCCGGAUGAGCAGUUGGACGUUCUGCGGAACUCGUCCAAUGGUUUCAUCAAAGAAAUCCUUGAGACCGCUGCAGCUGUUCGUGAAAAGGACUCCGCUGCGGUUUCGUCCAAACCAGUCGCAGCCCCCGGGCGCCGAAUUGGCGUCGCGGUCAAUCGCAAGCCUACGCUCGGAGGGAUCUUUAAAUCGUCGCUGAUCGAGCUGAUGCACACCAUCAAUUCCACCGAUGUGCAUUACAUCCGCUGUAUCAAACCAAACGAAGGCAAAGAGGCUUGGAAGUUCGAAGGGCCUAUGGUUCUCAGUCAGCUGAGAGCUUGUGGUGUCUUGGAGACUGUCAGAAUCAGUACUGCUGGUUACCCCACUCGCUGGACAUAUGAAGAGUUUGCGAUCCGUUAUUACAUGCUCUGCCAUUCCUCCCAGUGGACAUCACAGAUCCGCGACAUGUGCCACGCCAUCUUGCGGAAAGCGCUUGGAGAUGCCAAUCACCAAAAGCAAGAUAAGUAUCAGCUGGGUCUGACGAAGAUCUUCUUUCGGGCCGGCAUGCUUGCCUUCCUGGAAAAUCUGCGGACUUCCCGGUUGAACGAGUGUGCGGUGAUGAUCCAGAAGAAUUUGCGAUGCAAAUACUAUCGGCGCCGUUAUCUCGAGGCCCGCGAGUCCAUCCUCACCACGCAGGCUUUCGUCCGGGGAUUCCUGGCGAGGCAGCGUGCCGAAGGAAUCCGCCAGGACAAAGCGGCUACCACGAUUCAGAGGGUAUGGAAGGGCUCGAAAGAUCGGAAGCAGUAUACCAAAACCCGCAACGAUCUCAUUCUGUUCGAGUCUAUUGCCAAGGGUUUCCUUUGUCGCCGAAACAUAAUGGACUCCAUCCACGGCAAUGCCGCCAAAGUCAUCCAGCGUGCUUUCCGCUCGUGGCGCCAAUUGCGUUCGUGGCGUCGGUAUCGCCGACAGGUUGUCAUUGUUCAAAAUCUUUGGAGAGGUAAACAGGCUAGAAAGGCCUAUAAAACGAUUCGGGAGGAAGCUCGGGAUCUCAAACAGAUCUCUUACAAGCUGGAGAACAAGGUGGUGGAAUUGACCCAGCAUUUGGCGUCGCUGAAGCGCGAGAACAAGUCCCUCGUCUCGCAGUUGGAGAACUACGAAACUCAAGUCAAGUCAUGGAGAAACCGACACAACACGUUGGAGGCUCGCGCAAAGGAGCUUCAGGCCGAAGCCAACCAGGCCGGUAUUACGGCGGCUCGGUUGGAAGCUGUCGAGGAAGAGAUGAGCAAGUUGCAGCAGAGCCAUACCGAGGCCCAAGCUACCAUCAAGCGUCUCCAAGAGGAAGAGCGGGCUUCACGCGACGCUGUGCAGGCCACCAAUGCCGAAUUGGAGCGUCUCAAGCUGCUUAAUGGUGACCAUGAAAAGGAGAAGUCUGCCCUCCGCCAGCGUGUCUCCGAGCUUGAGGAGCAGCUUGAGGUUGCCAAGCGGUCUGUGCCGGUCAACGGCCUUAAUGGUGAUCUCCAGAAUGGCGUGCCGCAGAACCCUGCUCCCGGCCUGAUCAACCUUGUUUCUUCCAAGAAGCCCAAGCCAAAGAGACGUAGUGUGGGUGCUGAAAAGGUCGACACUGGUCGCUUCAGCGGUGCAUACAAUCCCCGCCCGGUAUCGAUGGCAGCUCCUGGCACUCUCGCUCGCGCGGGUACUGAGGGCGCACCCGGCGCUGACUCGGUCGAGUAUGAACUCGAAGAUCUGCUCUCGGCGGAGGAGGAUCUGAACGAGGAGGUCACCAUGGGCCUGAUCCGCAAUCUGAAGAUUCCCCCUCCCAGCUCCACCCCGCCACCCACCGAGAAGGAGGUCCUGUUCCCUGCCUACUUGAUCAAUCUGGUGACCUCGGAAAUGUGGAACAAUGGCUUCGUAAAGGAAUCCGAGCGGUUCCUGGCCAAUGUCAUGCAGUCUAUUCAACAAGAGGUCAUGCAGCACGAUGGGGACGAUGCGAUCAACCCUGGGGCAUUCUGGCUGUCGAAUGUACAUGAGAUGCUUUCAUUUGUCUUCCUGGCCGAGGACUGGUAUGAAGCACAAAAGACCGACAAUUAUGAGUAUGACCGUCUGUUGGAGAUUGUGAAGCACGACUUGGAGAGUCUGGAGUUCAACAUCUAUCACACGUGGAUGAAGGUCCUGAAAAAGAAGCUGUACAAGAUGAUCGUCCCGGCUAUCAUCGAGUCGCAAUCUCUGCCGGGCUUCGUCACCAGUGAGAGCAACCGGUUUUUGGGCAAGCUCCUCCCUUCAAACAACAACCCGGCGUACAGCAUGGAUAACCUCCUGAGUCUCUUGAACAAUGUGUUCAAGGCUAUGAAAGCAUUCUACCUGGAGGACACCAUUGUCACGCAGACGGUCACCGAGCUUCUGCGCCUUGUAGGAGUCACCGCUUUCAAUGACCUUCUCAUGCGGCGGAACUUCCUGUCCUGGAAGCGUGGUCUCCAGAUCAACUACAACAUCACUCGUAUCGAGGAAUGGUGCAAGAGUCACGAUAUGCCAGAAGGGACGCUGCAGCUGGAGCACUUGAUGCAAGCUACCAAGCUACUUCAGCUGAAGAAGGCCACUUUGAAUGACAUUGAGAUCAUUCAGGACAUCUGCUGGAUGCUCUCUCCCAACCAAAUCCAGAAGCUCCUGAACCAGUACCUUGUCGCUGACUAUGAGCAACCGAUUAACGGUGAAAUUAUGAAGGCUGUUGCGUCCCGGGUGACGGAGAAGAGCGAUGUGCUUCUGUUGACCCCGGUGGACAUGGAGGACAGCGGCCCGUACGAGAUCGCCGAGCCCCGUGUCAUCACGGCGCUGGAGACCUACACUCCGUCCUGGCUUCAAACGCCGCGGCUGAAGAAACUGGCGGAGAUCGUGUCUGCGCAGGCGAUGGCGCAACAAGAGAGGCUCGAGCUGGAGAAUGGGGCGGUCGAGGAAUAG